This is a messenger RNA of Tupaia belangeri chinensis (Chinese tree shrew), 771 nucleotides long. It is a transcript of the gene SLC39A2, whose product is annotated as solute carrier family 39 member 2. The record is from RefSeq and is a predicted model, not a curated record. Gene Ontology annotation, cellular component: plasma membrane. The transcript is spliced from 3 exons. Gene Ontology annotation, molecular function: zinc ion transmembrane transporter activity. NCBI's taxonomy places the organism in Eukaryota, Metazoa, Chordata, Mammalia, Scandentia, Tupaiidae. The coding region runs from base 1 to 759 and encodes 252 amino acids. Gene Ontology annotation, biological process: zinc ion transmembrane transport.
AUGCUCAUGCCCACCUGUGGAUUUGUCACUGCACGAGGGGUCAGGGCCCCCUCCACCUCCGAGCAGAGGAAGAAGAACAGUACAGGCAGUGAGGGAGAUUCCUCCAAUGAGGCCGAUUCAGCUCAAGUGGAGUAUCCCUACGGAGAGCUCAUCAUCUCCCUGGGCUUCUUCCUUGUCUUCCUUUUGGAGUCACUGGCAUUGCAGUGCUGUCCGGGAGCUGCUGGAGGAUCAACAGUACAGGAGGAGGAAAUGGGUGACGCGCAUGUCCUUAAACUGCACAGCCAUGGGCCUCUGCCCUCAUCAUCACGGGGUUCCCUCCGAGCCCUUGUGCUCUUACUCUCACUCUCCUUCCACUCAGUGUUCGAAGGUCUAGCUGUGGGGCUGCAGCCAACAGUAGCCAUGACGGUGCAGCUCUGCCUUGCUGUCCUGGCUCAUAAAGGGCUGGUGGUGUUCGGUGUAGGACUGCGGCUGGUGCAGAUGGGCACUAGAUCCGGAUGGGUUGUGAUCUCCAUUCUGUCAUUAGCGGUCAUGUCCCCCCUGGGGUUAGGCCUAGGGAUGGCUGUCGCUGGAGGGCACUCUGAAGUGGGGUGGGGCUUAGCCCAGGCAGUGCUGGAGGGUGUGGCAGCUGGCACCUUCCUCUAUGUCACCUUCCUAGAAAUUCUGCCCUGGGAGCUAGCUAGUCCUGAGUCCCCUCUAGCUAAGUGGGGGUGUGUAGCUGCUGGUUUUGCCUUCAUGGCCUUCAUUGCCUUGUGGGCCUGAAAGAUUCCUGAC